AUGGCCGCCGGUAGAGAAACCAAGAGAUCCGCCACAGUUUCCCGCUGCAUCUCACAUUCGCAACCCAACAAAUCCCCGGCACGGAGGUUCGUCGGAGUACGGCAGCGUCCGUCCGGCCGGUGGGUGGCGGAAAUAAAAGACUCUUCUCAGAGAGUCCGCCUUUGGUUGGGCACUUACGACACGCCGGAGGAAGCCGCCAGAGCCUACGACGAGGCUGCCAUUGCUCUUCGCGGCGAAAACGCAAGGACCAAUUUCGUGUCUCCGGCAGCCGGUUGGUCACCGGAUUCGAAAGUUUCGAACAUCGGCGUGUUGAAAGCGAAAUUGAGCAAGAACCUGCAGAGUAUUAUAGCACGAACGAGCGAACAGAGCAAAUCGUUGAAGAACAGAGUGAGCGAUCGGUUCACUUUUGGGAAUAUUUUCAACUUCAGAAGCUAUCAAUCGGCAACAAUGGCGGAUUUGACGACCAUUGAUAAAGCGGCUGUACAGCCGAGCAUAAUUGUACCCCAUGUAGAAACCGAUCAAUCCGGUUCGUGGGAUAGCAGCGAUGGCGACGGAUUCCGGCCACUGGGUUUCUGUUCCGAUGGGUCGGAGGUGGCCGGAGAUUGGUGGGUGGAUCGAAUAUUGGAAGAUGAUGAUUAUAACGAAGGUUUGAUGAGUAAGAGAUUUAGGGUUUCUUCUUCGGUGGUUGUUCCUCCAACUUUUAGUGGCUCUCCUACCUAUGGUGAAUGUUAG
Molecule: messenger RNA, 732 nt
Organism: Cucumis melo (muskmelon)
Lineage: Eukaryota; Viridiplantae; Streptophyta; Magnoliopsida; Cucurbitales; Cucurbitaceae
Product: ethylene-responsive transcription factor ERF071-like
Exons: 1
Coding region: 1-732 (243 amino acids)
Biological process (GO): regulation of DNA-templated transcription
Molecular function (GO): DNA binding; DNA-binding transcription factor activity
Source: RefSeq, a predicted model, not a curated record